This is a messenger RNA of Phalaenopsis equestris, 806 nucleotides long. RefSeq names its product 50S ribosomal protein L12, chloroplastic-like. Gene Ontology annotation, biological process: translation. The record is from RefSeq and is a predicted model, not a curated record. Gene Ontology annotation, molecular function: structural constituent of ribosome. The coding region runs from base 79 to 618 and encodes 179 amino acids. NCBI's taxonomy places the organism in Eukaryota, Viridiplantae, Streptophyta, Magnoliopsida, Asparagales, Orchidaceae. The transcript has a single exon. Gene Ontology annotation, cellular component: ribosome.
AUAAUCAUUAGAACCACAUUCAUUGUCAUCUUAUCUUCCACUUUUCUUCUCACCGAGAAGUGUCGGAGCAACUCAAAAAUGGCCUCUUUCGCCCUCUCCUCAGUCUCCCUCAUCUCCCCCACCACUUCCUCCUCCUCUCUCCCUUUUCCUCCCAAAACCCUAAUAAACCUUCCCUCUCGCCACCGCCCCCAUCUCCGCCUCACCCCCAUCUCAGCCGCCACCAAAAUCGAAGAUCUCGGGACCCAAAUCGAAAACCUAACUCUAGCCGAAGCCAAAAGCCUCGUCGAUCUCCUCCAAGAGCGCCUCGGAGUCUCAGCCGCGGCCUUCGCAGCCCCGGCCGUUGCGUUUCCCUCUAGCCUCGCCGGCGCCUCCGACGCCGCUGCUCCAGCCGCCGUGGAAGAAAAGACGGAGUUUGAUGUUAUCAUCGAGGAGGUGCCGAGUAAUGCAAGGAUUGCGACCAUCAAGGUUGUGAGGGCGCUUACCAGCCUUGCACUUAAGGAGGCGAAGGAGCUCAUUGAGGGCCUUCCGAAGAAGUUUAAGGAGGCAGUGAGUAAGGAUGAAGCAGAGGAUGCAAAGAAGAAGCUCGAGGAGGUUGGUGCUAAGGUGUCCAUUGCUUAGAGCUGCCAUUUUUGGUGAAUUGAAAAUGCCUGAUCAUUCAUGGCAAGUUUGACAUUUGUUUUAAAUAUAUAUAUAUGAACUGAUUUUAUUGAAUUACUUGCUUUGAUCUGUAGUUUAUUAGUACUAAAUUUUUCCGUGUGCUUCUCCUGCUGUUUCAGAUUCUGCGGAGGUAAAUUUCUGUAAUCUGA